UUAGUCCAGGAAAUGUGUCUUUGCUUUGCUCCUCUGGUCCAUUAAACCAGAUGGAUUUCAUCACGGAUCGCAGUCGCCAUGGCAACAGCCUUGUUACUAUGCUCAGCAGGUGGAAUCACCAACACGACAACGAGCGGAAAGUGCUGACAUUGAAUGUGCUGUUGCUUGGUGACAAGCAGAGUGGGAGGAGCUCUGUGGGGAACGCUCUGAUUGGUGGACAUGAGUUUCAGACAGGCACUGGUGUUUCCAUGACGACAGAGUUCCAGGUUCUCAGCAGAAAUUUCCCGCGUUAUUUCAGACGACAGGGGGCGGAGUCUGACCUCACGUUGAGAGUGAUUGACACGUCACCUCUGCCGCCCCACCCGCAGAGUGUGCACGAGCUCUGUCCUGAGGGCGUGCACGUGCUUGUGGUCGUUGUGAGAGCUGACCAGUCACAUGAAAACACACAUUUGGAGAAACAUGUGGAGCGUCUCUUCGGACCAGAGUGGCGUCUUCACGCCUUACUCGUUAUCACACAUGCUGAUUACCUGGAGAAGGCGGGACUUCACCCCUCCGUCUACCUAUCACAGACCUCUGAUUGGCUGACAGCUCUGUCCAAUGAGGCAGCGGGUGGAGUCUUGUUCUUGGACAACAGCUGCGAUUGGCCCUUGAUCAGAGGACAACCGCUGAGAGAUGGAGUGCUCCGCCUCUCAGCCAGAAACCAUCACAGAGCUGUGAAAGUCAGGACAGAGUUCACACUCUGAGGCUACGUCCAUACUCCGUAUUCUGAUCCCUGUCCACCCGAACACGUCUGAAAACGCGUUUCAC
Hippoglossus stenolepis (Pacific halibut) is the source of this 807-nucleotide messenger RNA. RefSeq names its product GTPase IMAP family member GIMD1-like. The record is from RefSeq and is a predicted model, not a curated record. The coding region runs from base 51 to 743 and encodes 230 amino acids. Lineage: Eukaryota; Metazoa; Chordata; Actinopteri; Pleuronectiformes; Pleuronectidae. Gene Ontology annotation, molecular function: GTP binding. The transcript has 4 exons.